Messenger RNA from Aspergillus thermomutatus, 693 nucleotides. RefSeq lists its product as uncharacterized. Lineage: Eukaryota; Fungi; Ascomycota; Eurotiomycetes; Eurotiales; Aspergillaceae. Gene Ontology annotation, molecular function: monooxygenase activity; iron ion binding; oxidoreductase activity, acting on paired donors, with incorporation or reduction of molecular oxygen. The record is from RefSeq and is a predicted model, not a curated record. Bases 1 to 693 code for a protein of 230 amino acids. The transcript has 4 exons.
AUGAAGCAACAUAGACCCGUCGUGCGCGUUGUGCCAAACGAGCUCUCCUUUAACACUGCACAGUCCUGGAAAGAUAUCUACGGGGUACGCAAAGGCCGUCCGACGUUCAUCAAAAGCGAUUUCUACGAUGGAGGGAAUUUCGCCGAUCAGGCAAGCCCCAUAGUGAGCGAGAGGGAUUUAGCCAAGCACAGCGAGAUGCGCAAAUUCCUCGCCACCGCAUUCUCGGAUCGAUCCCUACGUGAGCAGGAGAGUCUAAUCACUAAGGUGAUCGAUCGAUUCAUCGAUCAGGUCGGUCGACGCGGAGUCUCGAAGGAGGAGAUCGAUAUGACGAUGUGGAGUAAUCUACUCACAUUCGAUAUAAAGGAGAACUGGACUAUUGUGUCCACGAACCCUUUGGCAGCCAGCCUUGGCGCGACGAACUUCGACAGUCCUUGGACGUUUAGCCCGGAGCGCUGGCUUGGGGCCAAUAAUCUUGAUCAGCUCGAGGCCAGUCAGCCCUUCUCACUGGGGCCAAGGUUUUGUUUGGGACGGGGACUCGCCUGGCUAGAGUUGCGUUUGACUCUGGCAAAGCUACACUAUCAGUACGACAUGGAAUUGGUAGACGAGGAUGUGGACUGGCAUCACGACGUAGCUAUGCACUUGCUAUGGGAUAAGCCCAAGCUCAUGAUGCGUGUGGUCCUCAGGGAUGACUAG